Camelina sativa (false flax) is the source of this 463-nucleotide messenger RNA. Its product is annotated as metallothionein-like protein 4A. NCBI's taxonomy places the organism in Eukaryota, Viridiplantae, Streptophyta, Magnoliopsida, Brassicales, Brassicaceae. Gene Ontology annotation, molecular function: zinc ion binding. The record is from RefSeq and is a predicted model, not a curated record.
AGAUGAAUGUGGAAGAGAACCUUGAAAAAGAGAGAAGAGAAAAAAAUGGCAGACACAGGCAAAGGAAGCUCUAGCGCUGGCUGCAAUGAUCGCUGUGGUUGCCCUGCUCCCUGUCCCGGUGGCAAUUCCUGCAGGUGUAGGAUGAGAGAAGCAUCUGGUGGGGAUCAAGGGCACAUGUUGUGCCCGUGUGGGGAGCACUGCGGCUGCAACCCCUGCACCUGCGCCAAGACCCAAACACAAACCUCCGCCAAGGGCUGUACCUGUGGUGAGGGCUGCACCUGUGCCAGUUGCGCCUCUUAGAUCCUUAACUAUGUCUAUACCAUACUUGUAUCAUAGGUGCUAGCUAAUCAAUCUGAAAUAAAACUGUUUAUUGAGGUCAAGGUACAACAAUAUAUAUUGUAUGCUCUGCCUUUGUCUAAUAAUGACUCAUCCAAGCGUAUGAAAAAAAUUCCGUCUAAUACAA